CGCCCGCCUUCCGCCGGAUGUUCCAGUCCCACACUUUCUGCCAUUGCGAAAAACCAUCUUUAGAUUAACGGCGACAGUUGAGCGAUUGCACUGCAGGUGUAGGUCGUAUGGUGAUCGAUCUGGACUUGAUGGGUAGCGAGACUUAGAUCUUUUCUAGCGUCGACUGUGAGAUUUUAGUCACAUUAGCCUUCGGAGUCAGCUAGAUUGUUUCGGCGGCGUCUGCCUUGGGGGUCACUCCGAUGCGCUUCUGUUUUUUUGUUUUAAGACUUUUCGGAAAGACGGUGGGCGAUCCUGGGCGAUGUUUUCGUUUCCUGUUGCGGGCCGUCUAAGGUCGAGUGGUAUCAAUGAAUGCUUGCGCUGGAGGGGCAGUUUCGAUAUUGCAACAAAUCCAGUUCCAGUGCAUUGCAACUCUAGAUCUGUGUAUGUGGGCCAGCUUGAAAUCGGUUAGUUGUGGUGAGUGCCGUUUUUGUCGGCUUGUACAAGCGCUUUAGAUCUACGCUCUCCUCAGCAUGUCGCAGUCGUUGUAAGUGCUUGUCAGCACUGCUGCACUGAUGUUGCAAUUUAUGAUCUGCAUCGAAAUCACGGGCUACACAUCCUGGUUUCGUUUUGCAGACGCCUUCUCCUUCAAUGUGUCAUUAUCAAUGUUACCUAUCAAACGAGACCACUUCAAUUUCGGAAGGUCGAACUCUCACAUAACUCUGCACACCUGAGAAUCUGAUCCGAGGUAAGAACGCCAGGUGCAUCGAUGAUGGAGAAGCCACUCAAGCAGUGCAAGUUUCUGUUUCGGAGAUCAGUCGGAGAUUUUGGACUUCUUGUAUGCUUCACAGGCUCUAUGACCAAAAGCAAGCGCCAUGAGCCGGGUUCUCCUUCCAGCUCCUCCAAGGACGAAUUUUUUAGUGACGAGGAUGCAGAUCUGGGUGUUUUCACCACAGAUAGCUCCUCCGACGCAGACAUGAACAAAGCUCCUGCAGGGAAGCUUGAAAAAAGUGGCACCAACUACACAUUGAUGCCACUGUCCGACCAAUCGACAACGCCUGCCAAGAACACCGACUCUGAAGCCAAGGAAGAGUCCUUCGUGUUCUCACCUCCGGCUUUGAAUGAUGAUGUGGUUGAAUCUCCGUCCUUUAGAACUCUCUCAGAUCCUCUUCUCAGUGUAUUUUCAUACGAUUGCGCUUCGGGGGCGAAGGCCUCAGUUAGAAUCAGUGUCAGUAAAUCGGCUGGAAGCCGAAGAUUUGGAGGCCGUCCGCAACCUCUUCCACGACCGGUCUCGAAUUCGAAAACAUAUGAAAAUGUAGUCAAGCCUGUAUGGCUACCGCUGCCGGAGCCUCAGAUUGUGACAUGCAGCAGUGACUCCACAUCUUCGAGCUCUAAAUUGAGAAUCAAUUUUGACGCGGGCUCGUUUGUAUCCACUUCGCCUAACAAGUCAUCCGCGCCUUCAGGUUUGAGUGAGGUUGGGUCAGGGAGCAAUCAGCUAAGGAAGAAGUGUACGAGGGGAGGGCUGCCCCUUCCAUCACCGUCUGUGGCGACCAAAUUGGUUCCUGGCAUUGAAUCUUACAAUUUCAGAGAGCUUCUGGAUGCCACACACGAAUUUGCACCAGAGUGUUGUAUCGAGAAGGGGGAGUUAGGCGAAGUGUAUCGCGUGUGGAUGAAGGACAGAGCUUCUGAACUAGGACUGAAGAAAGAAACGGUCGUGUUUCGACUUACAGCUAACGACAAUCAGACUUUGAAAAACUGGAAAUCGGACAUCCAAGUGCUGGCGCAGUUGCCGGAGACGAACUUGUGCCGGAUCGAAGGUUACUGCGCGCACGAGGAUGUGACAUCCGACCAAGUAAAGAGAAUAGAGCGUCUUCUUGUGUUCGAGCACCAUCCUAAUGGAAACCUUCACGACUACCUUUGCGGAAUUCGUUCUACAACGCAGUUGGACUGGUCUAUGAGGAUCGGCAUUAUACUUGGUGCAGCUCGAGGGCUCUUGUACCUUCAUGAUCGAGCCCCUGUGCAAGUUCUGUACCGAGAAUUCAAAGCCUCCAAUGUUCUUUUGGACAAGGAUUUCACUCCGAGAUUGGCAGGAUAUGGCUUGACAGUGGCGAGUUUGCCUGCCGACCAAAAGUUCCCUUUCCAAACGAUGAAGAAGAUGAGCCAGGCUCACGCCAAAAGAAACGUACACAGUUUUGGCAUUGUGUUGCUGGAGCUUCUCACGGGCAAGUACAGCCGUGACGCAUCCUUCAUGGGAGACGAGAAGAACCUUGUGCGAUGGGCUGGUCCGUUUCUCAAAGAUGAUGCUAAGCUGCAACUUAUUUUAGACCCACGCAUCAAAGCUAAGUGCCCUUUGAAGGAGGCUUUGAAGCUCGCUGAAUUAGCCCUCCAGUGCCUAAAAAAGAAAGAGGUUCACAGACCAAGCAUGUCAAAAGUGGUCGACACCCUCAAAACCAUCAAAGACAACUCCAGCUACAACUCCGACCAUAGCUCCAAGAGCAAGGAAAAAAGGCGGGCUACAUUCGGAGGCAUUUCUUUCAAAGAAUUUCAUCACGGGUCUGAAGUAGCAGGUGGAUGUUGAUCCUUGGAAGAUACGUCGGUUGUCUUAGCUCCAUCAGGAUCUGUUUCAAGCUUCCGGACCCGCUGUCUACAGAGAUGGCAAAACCUCACAAAUUGAUACAACCCCGGCUCCUACAUAAGUUGUCUCACUAGCAUUCUUAACUUGGCAUGUAUAUAUUAAUCGCUGCAUUUUACAUUGCACUUGGAAGUCGCAGGGAAGUUUUGUACAUUACUUAACCAUUUAUAGCGGAUGCUAGUUGUGCACUACCCACAUAAUCACUUAGCUUGCAACAUCAACGUGUAGUACUGAAGGAAACAUCAGUGAUUUUUGCACAACUAUAACCCGUUUCUUACAUUUUUAAGUUGUUGCAUAUGGGUAGUGACUAAGACGUAUGAAUCAACUCGUUAAUUUACUACAA
Physcomitrium patens is the source of this 2951-nucleotide messenger RNA. RefSeq names its product putative serine/threonine-protein kinase PBL18. NCBI's taxonomy places the organism in Eukaryota, Viridiplantae, Streptophyta, Bryopsida, Funariales, Funariaceae. Gene Ontology annotation, molecular function: ATP binding; protein kinase activity. The record is from RefSeq and is a predicted model, not a curated record. Gene Ontology annotation, biological process: protein phosphorylation.